AUGCAGUCCAAACUCGCAGACUUCUCGACCUGUGAGCUCUCCGAUGCGCUCAUCAAGCUCGGGUCUCCCCACGGCGGAUACAUCCCGGACAUGAACAUGUUCUCUCCGUCCUCCGCCUCCACACGCCUGUGCGGCCCCGCAUACACCGUGCAGAUGAUCGCUGCAUCCCAAGAUGGCCCAAAGCUGUCGCAGCAUUUCGUCGACACCGCGCCCGAGGGGUCCGUUAUCCUCGUCAACGCACCUCCAGGUGUGAAGAACGCUGUCUGGGGCGGUCUCAUGACGGCCGGCGCGCAGGCCCGCGGGGCACUGGGCGUGGUCAUCGCAGGUCGCUGCAGAGACCUCGCGGAACACCGCGCGGCGGACUUUCCCGUCUUCGCGCGCGGUCACUCCACACUCGGCCAGUCCCCCUUCACGCGUCCGUCUCAAGUUAACGUCCCCGUCACCGUCCUGCCGUCGGUGCACGGCUCGUCUGCUGGCGAGUUCCCAGCGGUGGAGGUGGAGCCAGGAGAUUGGAUCGUAGCGGACGAAGAUGGAGUCGUGUGUGUUCCGACGAACCAAGCGGAGGAAGUCGCGGCGUUGGCGGCGAAGGGUAGAGAGAUCGACGCGAAGUGCAUGGAGGAUAUCAAGGCAGGGAAGGGCGUUCAAGCAUCAUUCAAGCUGCACAGAGGAAAGUGA
Molecule: messenger RNA, 675 nt
Organism: Epithele typhae
Lineage: Eukaryota; Fungi; Basidiomycota; Agaricomycetes; Polyporales; Epitheliaceae
Product: RraA-like protein
Exons: 2
Coding region: 1-675 (224 amino acids)
Source: RefSeq, a predicted model, not a curated record